UCUGCUUCUCCGUCACAUAUACAGGAAGAAAAGCCGUGAUGGUCCGCGCGGAGCUGCUGGCUCGUCUCAACGACAGAGAGUACACAAACUGGCUGAAAGCAGGACGCUGUCUGCUCAUACUGAAGGAUGGCCUCCACCCGUUCACCGACCGACACAUGAGAGCUUUCCACGGAGAUCUGCUCAAUCAAAACGCCCUGCUCCGGAACCAGUGCCAGUUUUCCUGUAAACCGAGAGGGAAUAAGCUCUUCUCGGCAUGCAGGGUGUGUUCAGAGUGGCAGAGAGUGAUCCUGAGACACCACAGACAGCCUGAUGCUACAGUCAACUGGGACAACUGUUUCCCUCCGUGCUGGAGGACAGACCACUGGGAAGUGGCAAAGGCCUUCAUGCCACGAGGUCAGGCGAAGGUGAAGGGGGCAGAUAAAUUUGAUGCCCCCGCUCUGCUUAACCUGAUCAACUACUGUGCAUAUUUCUCAUCAGUGGAUCCAAAAUUAGUUAGAGAGGUGAUCCGAUACAGGAAUGAGCUGAUGCAUUCUUCUGAGUACCGUGUGACUGAUGAAUGGAUGAGACACUACUGGACCACUCUGAAACACUUUGUGCGCCAAUUCAGCCAAGUACCAGAGAUGGCAACAGUUGGCAAAGAAAUAGACGAGAUGCUGGCCAUUGAUUUGUCAAUAUAUGUGUCUGAUUUGGAUCAAAUGGAUUCUGGUGGCUUGAAGGAUGGAUUAGAGACUGAUCAGGCCAGCCAUAAGGAGACGGGUGCUGAUGAGGUCAGCCAAUGGGAAGCUGCGUUGCUACAAGAGAUACUGCAGGAGCUCCUGCAUGCUGCUGCUGAGGACGGUGAUGCCCAGACACAGGAUACGGAGCAGUUGGAGAGUCUGGGUGGGUUCCUGCAAGCCAACAAAGAUCUUCAUGAGAGGUUUUCUGCAGAGCUUCAAGCCAUCAACUCUCUAAAGACCAAAGAAAAAGGAGGAGGAAGUGAAUGAGAAGCUCUUUGUGCUCUGAGUCUGUGUAUUUACUUAAAACACAGAUCAUCAGAACAUAAGCUGCAGAACAGUGACAGAUUGUAUUUCUAAGCACAGUUUGGGUUUCCCUUUAAAACUUUAUAUUAAAACAU
Messenger RNA from Archocentrus centrarchus (flier cichlid), 1114 nucleotides. RefSeq lists its product as uncharacterized. NCBI's taxonomy places the organism in Eukaryota, Metazoa, Chordata, Actinopteri, Cichliformes, Cichlidae. The coding region runs from base 39 to 983 and encodes 314 amino acids. The transcript has 6 exons. The record is from RefSeq and is a predicted model, not a curated record.